This is a messenger RNA of Photinus pyralis (common eastern firefly), 554 nucleotides long. Its product is annotated as NADH dehydrogenase [ubiquinone] iron-sulfur protein 2, mitochondrial-like. The record is from RefSeq and is a predicted model, not a curated record. Gene Ontology annotation, biological process: mitochondrial electron transport, NADH to ubiquinone. NCBI's taxonomy places the organism in Eukaryota, Metazoa, Arthropoda, Insecta, Coleoptera, Lampyridae. Gene Ontology annotation, molecular function: NADH dehydrogenase (ubiquinone) activity; NAD binding; quinone binding. The transcript has 4 exons. The coding region runs from base 110 to 505 and encodes 131 amino acids.
UGUCACUAUAUCCUCCUCCGUGAAAUUGUUUUUGAAAAACAAUCUUGCUUUACCGAAACAUAAUAAUAAUCUUACUUAUUUUUUUUUCAUUUAUAGAUGGUUGUGUAAAAUGUAUGAAAUGCGACAGUCUUGUAGAAUUAUUGGUCAGUGCCUCAACAAAAUGCCUGAAGGGGAUGUAAAAGUGGAUGAUUACAAAAUAACACCUCCAACAAGAAUGGAAAUGAAGCAAAGUAUGGAAUGUGUGAUACACCACUUCAAACUAUUCUCAUCGGGUUUCGCCGUUCCUCCAGGGUGCACAUACGUUGGAACGGAGCAUCCAAAAGGAGAAUUUGGCGUCUAUGUCGUGUCCGACGGUUCAUCACGACCUUAUCGUGUGAAAGUUAGACCGCCAGGUUUUGCCCAUUUGGGAGCGAUGAAGUACUUUUUGAAACCAGACACGAUGUUAGCAGACAUUCCCGUAAUGAUCGCAUCACUGGAGUUCGUAUUGGGUGACAUCGAUCGUUAAAUUUUCUUUGUAAUUAUUAUCUGGAAAUAUAAAUAAAUUCAUAACACUA